AUGGCAACAAAGGAUAGUAAAGACUUCAUAUUUUCGCAGGAGCAGGGAAUAUCACUUAUUUGGGAGAAUUUUGUCUACUCCUUCAACAAGCAGUUAAAGGUAGUUCAAUUGAAGCAGAGAGAUAUGCCUGAAGUUAGUGAAGAAAUCAAAACCAGUAUGGUGACAAUAGCAAAGGCAAAGGGGCUAUUGCGGGAUCUAGAAGACCCCAACAACAAGGUUGAAUUUAAGCUAUUUGCUAGAUCUAAUGAUAUUGAUAUUUGGGAAAUUAUCGAUUGUGCUUAUAGAGUUCCCACUACGGAGAAAUCCAAGUGGAAUAAUGAUGACAAAAGAUUAUUUGCUUUAAACAAGUCUUUGCUAGAAUUCUUAAUCAAUGCCUUUGGCUUAUCUUUUGCUAACAUUCUUGAUUCUUUUGAUAGCGCUUAUGAGCUUUGGAAUUUAACAGAAACACAUCAAGGUGAUUUGGAGGCUAUCCGACAAGAGUUGGAAAAUCCCGCCUCAAAAUCUAAAGGAGUUUCAUCUUCAUGUAUGCUUCCACUAGGAGAUGAUCCUAGUGAGGGAAAGAAGCUGGUUUUGUUACCAACAACUCAACCAAAUCCAGGAGGCAAUAUGCAAAGAAAUUCCUUGCUCUUGGGAUUGAUGCCAGUGAGUGUAUUGGAAAAAAGUCCUACUUCAAUGCAACAAAGUUGAAGACAUCGAAGUCCUGCAUAUUGGGUGACAUCAUGCAUGAGAGUUGAUGACAAGAGGAAACUAAUUGUUCCUCUAUGUUAUGGGUAAGUAAAGAAUUGUUACAUUUUGUUAAGAUUGGAAUGUUUUAUUAUUGCCUUCUUUUCAUAAUCUUACUAAUCUUAUUUCUUUUGUUAUUUUAGAUUUGAGCAGAAAAAGGUUGGACCUAUAAGUAUCAA
Asparagus officinalis (garden asparagus) is the source of this 902-nucleotide messenger RNA. RefSeq lists its product as uncharacterized. The record is from RefSeq and is a predicted model, not a curated record. Lineage: Eukaryota; Viridiplantae; Streptophyta; Magnoliopsida; Asparagales; Asparagaceae. The coding region runs from base 1 to 687 and encodes 228 amino acids. The transcript has 5 exons.